This is a messenger RNA of Carlito syrichta (Philippine tarsier), 1873 nucleotides long. RefSeq names its product tRNA (guanine(26)-N(2))-dimethyltransferase. Lineage: Eukaryota; Metazoa; Chordata; Mammalia; Primates; Tarsiidae. Bases 73 to 1854 code for a protein of 593 amino acids. The record is from RefSeq and is a predicted model, not a curated record. Gene Ontology annotation, molecular function: RNA binding. The transcript is spliced from 13 exons. Gene Ontology annotation, cellular component: nucleus. Gene Ontology annotation, biological process: tRNA N2-guanine methylation.
CAGCUCUCUAAUACUCUCUCUGUGCCCUCUCCUGCCCCCCAAACCAGGCUUGGCGGGCAGAGGCGCCCGCGGAUGUCCCAUGCGAGGAUCGCUCUGUGGCUAAACCUCAGUCUCCGCUCCGCCCGCAGUCUUUGUAGAGCCCGAUUAAUGGAAGGGCAGCCCCAAGGGCCGCCGAAUCCAGCUGUGAUGGAGAACGGCACCGGGCCGUGCGGAGAAGAGCGCCCACGUGAGGUCCAGGAGACGAUAGUCACCGAGGGGGCCGCCAAGAUUGCCUUCCCCAGCGCCAACGAGGUCUUUUACAACCCAGUGCAGGAGUUCAACCGGGACCUGACAUGUGCUGUGAUCACCGAGUUUGCUCGCAUUCAGCUUGGAGCCAAAGGAAUCCAAAUCAAGGUGCCUGGUGAGAAGGAAAUGCAAAAGGUGAUCGUGGACUUGUCGGAGCAAGAGGAGGAAAAGGUUGAACCGAAAGGGGGUGAAAACCUGGCCCCAGGAGAACCUCAAACAGCUGCCGCUGGGGAGAUCUGUGAGGAAGGCCUACGGGUGCUGGAGGGCCUGGCAGCUUCAGGCCUACGUUCCAUCCGAUUUGCGCGAGAGGUGCCUGGGCUCCGAUCUGUGGUUGCCAACGAUGCCUCUGCCCGGGCUGUGGACCUCAUACGUCAGAAUGUGCAGCUCAAUCAUGUGGCCCAUCUGGUACAACCCAGCCAGGCGGAUGCCCGGAUGCUGAUGUCCCAGCACCAGAGGGUGUCAGAGAGGUUUGAUGUCAUCGACCUGGACCCCUACGGCAGCCCCGCCCCCUUCCUGGACACAGCUGUGCAGGCUGUGAGUGAAGGAGGGCUGCUGUGCGUGACCUGCACGGACAUGGCGGUGUUGGCAGGGAACAGCGGGGAGACAUGCUACAGCAAGUACGGGGCCAUGGCUCUCAAGAGCCGGGCCUGCCACGAGAUGGCCCUGAGGAUCGUCCUGCACAGCCUGGACCUCCGUGCCAACUGCUACCAGCGCUUUGUGGUGCCGCUGCUGAGCAUCAGUGCAGACUUCUAUGUGCGUGUUUUUGUUCGUGUCUUCACUGGCCAGGCUAAGGUCAAGGCCUCUGCCAGCAAACAGGCACUCGUGUUCCAGUGUGUGGGUUGUGGGGCUUUCCAUCUUCAGCGCCUCGGCAAGACAUCAGGAGCCCCCGGCGGCCGGGUCAAAUUCUCUGCGGCCUGCGGUCCCCCCGUGGCCCCUGAGUGUGAGCACUGUGGGCAGAGACACCAGCUCGGUGGCCCCAUGUGGGCAGAGCCCAUCCAUGACCUGGACUUCGUGGGCCGCAUCCUGGAGGCUGUGAGCGCCAACCCCAGCCGCUUUCACACCUCGGAGCGUAUCCGGGGGGUCCUGAGCGUGAUCACGGAGGAGCUCCCUGACGUGCCUCUGUACUACACACUGGACCAGCUGAGCAGCACCAUCCACUGCAAUACGCCCAGCCUCCUACAGCUGCGGUCGGCCCUCCUCCAUGCUGGCUUCCGAGUGUCACUCUCCCACGCCUGUAAGAACGCAGUGAAGACGGAUGCACCCCCCUCGGCUCUCUGGGACAUUAUGCGCUGCUGGGAGAAGCAAUGUCCAGUGAAACGGGAGCGACUGUCCGAUACCAGUCCGGCAUUCCGCAUUCUCAGCAUGGAGCCCAGGUACGGACAUGCAUGUGUGGGAGGGGACAGGCCUGUCCCAGGCAGGAGGCACACACAUGCACACCUUCCCACACAGACACGCGCUAGUUCAAGUGAGAUCCAGAAUCUGCUUCCUUCUUCCCCGCCCUGUCCCUGUCACCUCCAGCCCUGGUCACCACCAUCGGUUCUCCCCACAGCAGCCAGAGGGCACCUGUGAGCUACUGAGUCAGGGGGCA